Messenger RNA from Drosophila serrata, 619 nucleotides. RefSeq names its product ATP synthase, subunit G-like (gene ATPsynGL). Gene Ontology annotation, molecular function: proton transmembrane transporter activity. Lineage: Eukaryota; Metazoa; Arthropoda; Insecta; Diptera; Drosophilidae. Gene Ontology annotation, biological process: proton motive force-driven ATP synthesis. The record is from RefSeq and is a predicted model, not a curated record.
UGUUAAACUUUGUCAACUCUAUGAUAACUUUUGAUAACUUUGUACGACAGACAACGUGUCUCCCUGAAAUUGUGCAAAAAUUUUACGAAAUUAUUAUUUCUGUCUUUUAUUUUCAAUAACCAAGAUGAGUCAAUUGGUUGCCAAGGUCCAGGCUCUGGCCAAUCAAAUGGUUGUGGCUGCUCGUCCCCAGUUGGCCGAGUUCUGGCGCUAUGCCAAGGUGGAGCUAUCUCCUCCGUUGCCUGCGGACUUCCAAAAGCUGAAGAAGACCGCCACGUCAACGGGCUCCACAAAGGACGUCAAGGCGAAGCUGGGCAAGGUCCGCCUUGGCGAGGUGACCGUCUGCGAGGCCUGGCUCAAUAUCCUGGUCACCGUGGAGGUGAUUACCUGGUUCUACAUGGGAGAGGUCAUUGGACGCCGUCACUUUGUGGGCUACAAGGUCUAGAAGGAAAGAAGCUGAGGCUGCGGUGGUGGAGAUGGAGCUAUAUGAGGUUACUGGUCCUUUUGUGUUGAAUGUAAAUGCUUUGUUUUUGCAUACAUAUGUUUUAUGUGUGACCUGGUGACCUCAGUAUAAAAUCCAUUAAAUAAACUGGACAAAGAGAGAUACCUGUCUUGUAGAAUA